GGCAUUUCGGGCUACUGGAGGCUGAUUCGCCCAAUAAUACAAACAAGCCGCUUGACAUAGUGGAAUCGGUUGAACAUGGGAAAACCCGCUUGCUUAUGAAUGAAUUAACACAUAUUCAGCCUCAAUGAAUGCACGCUUUUAUAAUUUCCUCACUCUUCUGGAAGUGUCAGUAUUUAUUUGCGCAUGAACUGGGAUAAAAUAUUCAGCACGCGUGUUAAAUAGCUUAUCCUGCAACAGGAAACACAGCAACACUCCAGUAUGGCGGAGAGUAUGAUGAGUAAAGCAGCCACUAUGGAGAUUCCUAUUAACAGCAAUGGGGACUCUAGGAAUCUGGCAGAAGAUGACAGCCUGGAACAGGCUGCAAAGAUUCAGUGGAGCUUAAGAGAGAAGGUAGGGAGUCCCGCAGCCCUCAGGGACUUGCAACAGGUCAUGGUGUCUGGACCCAACCUAAAUGAAACCAGCAUCGUAUCAGGUGGUUAUGGAGGUACGACGGAAGGCAUUAUUCCAACCAGCUCUAUCAAAGGCCCUGCAAUCCAUCUUAACACUGACUUUCCAGGCAACAGACGCAUUCCAAAUGAAGGGCAAGGGUCCAACAUGCAUCACACCAGUAGCAAUUCCUCCAUGACAGCAGAAGAGGCCACAAGAGGCGUUGCUGUGGAGAAAUUUGACAUCGUGAAGAAAUGGGGUCUGAACACAUACAAGUGCACCAAACAGAUGAUCUCUGAGAGGUUUGGCCGAGGCUCACGCACUGUGGAUUUGGAGCUGGAGGCUCAGAUCGAGGUUCUGCGGGAAACCAAACGGAAGUACGAGAUUGUGUUGAAUUUAGCGCGAGCGCUAACCAACCACUUUUACAGCAUGGUGCAGACGCAGCACGCCCUUGGAGACACUUUUGCCGACCUCAGUCAGAAGUCUCCAGAACUCCGGGAUGAGUUCGGAUACAAUGCAGAAACACAGAAGUUGUUGUGCAAGAAUGGAGAGACUCUGCUCGGUGCCAUCAACUUCUUUGUGUCCAGUAUCAACACACUGGUGAACAAAACGAUGGAAGACACACUGAUGACUAUCAAGAUGUAUGAGAAUGCCAGGCUAGAGUUUGAUGCGUACAGAGCAGAUCUAGAGGAGUUGAACUUGGGCCCGCGGGAUGCUGUUACCAUGGCUCGUAUCGAGGCUGCUCAGCAGCAGUACCAGAUCCACAAGGACAAAUAUGAACGUCUUCGCAAUGAUGUCACCAUCAAGCUCAAGUUCCUGGAAGAAAAUAAGGUAAAAGUGAUGCACAAGCAACUUCUGCUGUUCCAUAAUGCCAUCUCUGCCUACUUUGCUGGAAACCAGCAGCAGUUGGAACAGACCCUCAAGCAGUUCAACAUUAAACUCAAACCACCAGGGGCCGACAAACCGUCUUGGCUGGAAGAACAGUGAAAGUGCCCAUUCACGCCUGAUUUCCUGAUAUAUGUCUUUAGCCAAUCAGAGAAACACAGUAGGACCACAAGAGACCAGCAAUCUGAGAUGCUAGCAGAGACGGGGGUACAACAGAGCCUCUUUCCACUAUACUUCUCUUCCUUGAUUCUUCUCCUCCUAUUCUUGCUCUGAGACAAGUGUCAAGUGUCUGAAUAGUCACCUCUGGUAUGUAACCAGUCCCAAAGUGUCCAAUCAAAUGUCAAAGAUAUCAGUUUAAGCUUCAUCCCUAUACAUAUCAUUAAACCAGAUGAAACAAUCCUUCUGAAAUGUCAGUCAGAACAACUAUUUCUUUUCAAGACUGUUCUCAAUAUUGCUCACACUCGUCACACACACACACACUUUCUCUCUGUCAGUGAACACAUUUUAAGGAACAUUUUCCUUUUGUUUUUCUGUGAAAAGUUUUUCUUUUUUCUGUAUUGUAGAUUUGGUAUUGUAGCUGAUGGGGGAUUCAUAUCAUUCCUAUCACAGAGCUUUCAGUGUUCAGUGUCGGUGGGUCUAACUAAAACUAAAAGUAAUUUUAUUUGGAUAAAAUCCAGAUAUGAGUUAUCUGGUAUUAGUAUUGCAUCCUUGUAUGUUUACUAGGCCAUGAGAAUACUGUCAAUGCUUGUCUCUCUUUGAAAUACAUGAAAUAUUACAUUUAAUGUCUUAAAAUGAGCUGCUCAUUUUAAGCUUUUUAGCCUCAAAUUAAUAAUUCUUUGACAUAUGUUAUGGAAUGAAUUUCAGCACAUGUGGGUGCAGUUUCCUGCACAUUUUAACAAAGGCCAGAAUGGAAGAUGAAUCUAAAUAUCACCGUCUUUUGUCAAUAUUGUUACAUUUGCUUUACAGCUUUGAAUAGUUGAAACAUGAUUGUUUUCUUGAAGGGAGAGGAGAGUCAUUUUUAUUUCGACAAUUAUAGUUUAUUGUAGUAUUAUGUACCAAUGCAUAAUACUGUAUCAUUUUAUAGGUUUGUUACAAUUAUUUUAAGUUAAUAAUCACCAGUUAAUCAAGGAAGUGUAUGUAUGAAUUGUAUCUGAUUGGUUUAACAUGGGUCAGUGAUUAAUGCCCACUAUGAUCUGCCUCUUUAUCUAAUGAAAUGUGCAUUAGAGUUUAUGUGUUCUGUUAGCAUCAGCAAAGCCCUAAUAUUCCCUUAUUAUGCAUACAAAUGCCACCUUAGAAAUGUUCGGAUGCACCCUGUUUAAUGCCUUUAUUUGCCUUUUUUUUUAGCAAAACUAAAUAUUUUUUUCCCCAAAGAAAGAUUUAUGUACAUAUUAAUAUCAUAGUUGGAUUUUUUGCUUUAUGUCAUAAUACUACUAAUAUUUUAUUUCGUUAACCCUCAAUGUUCACGGGAAAUGUAGUACAAAAUCAAAUAUAUUUAAAAAAAAUAAUAUUUCAAAAUAUUUGCUUUUUUAUUUGUGUCUUUUUAUUUGUGAUGUGAUGGUAUACUGUCUUGUUUUUUUUUCACCUAAAAUAUCUACAGUAAGCUAUAGCCUUGAUGCAGUGAUAAUGGGGUUAAAUUCAGACUGUCAAAUUAGUUUGCCAGUUAUUUAUUUCAUUACAUAAGACUGAAAUAACGACUAUGAUCUAAUGUUCAGAACUUUUGAACAUUGCACUAAAUCUUUCUAAGCUUGAGACGAAGCAAUACUGAAGAUGUUUCUAGAAAGUAUAUUCCCAUGUAUGCCUGGAUUGGCUGUUCUCUGUGUGUUUUUACAUGUUUUACAGUUCUGAUGAAAUAGUUGUACAUUUCCAUCUAAUUCAUUCCUGUUCAAUGCUUCAGUAAAACACUACAUGGGUAAUAGUGCAGAAAAAUAUUGUUUCUAGGAAAAAAAGAGAAAGGUUACUCAUGAAUGUUAAAGAAUGCUUGAAAUUUAGUUUGAAUGUCGUGUAACCUAGUGAUUUUUUUUUUAAAUUGCCUUUUACAUUUUGUUUUGUAAAGGCCACUGUCACCUCAGAAGAAAAAAAUUGUCAGAUGUUUUUUAUACCAAUUAUUUUGUUUGUUACAUCCUGUACAGUUGUCGGGCAGCAGAGACGGGACUGUGUGUGAUUAUUUUCUUGUUGAGAGCUGGAGAAAAGGAUUCCCUCUCGUGCCAUAGAGACUGCACUGAUCCAUGAAGUGAAAGACAUUUGUUCCAGAGCAAUAGGAUUUUAAAUUUAGACCUCCUCAACACUAAACCUGGAUAUUGAUGAUUUUAUUUUGAUGACGUGUUUGGUAUUGAAAUGGUCACUCCAUUAGUCAUCCUAGUUUAGCAUAGCAGAAUGAAAGGGUUAUAAAUAUUACCAUAUUUAUGUACAAUCAAUAUUUUAGGCUGCUUUGUAGUAUUGUAGUGUAUGAAUGAUUGUAUAUAUGUAAAGAUAAUUAAGACAGAUUUUGAAACUGGAAGCUUAUGAUGUUAGCCUUUGCUCCUGGCUUUGACCAAACCUUUGACCGACAAAUGUACAAGAACCCACCAGAUAAAAUUUGAAAAGUUUGCAAAAA
Pimephales promelas (fathead minnow) is the source of this 3904-nucleotide messenger RNA. RefSeq names its product ARF interacting protein 2b (gene arfip2b). NCBI's taxonomy places the organism in Eukaryota, Metazoa, Chordata, Actinopteri, Cypriniformes, Leuciscidae. The record is from RefSeq and is a predicted model, not a curated record. Gene Ontology annotation, molecular function: protein domain specific binding; phospholipid binding. Gene Ontology annotation, biological process: intracellular protein transport; regulation of Arp2/3 complex-mediated actin nucleation. Gene Ontology annotation, cellular component: trans-Golgi network membrane.